AGUGAGACAGACUCAUACAGCCGGAUAAGCAGCAGACAGGGACAGCUCCACAGCCAGAGCAGAACUAAUGACCUAGAACAACACCAACACGUUACAGUUCACAGAGACCAGUGUCAUGUUUAAGUUUUUAGAGCAAUUAUUUUGGGAGCCUAAGAGGGCUGAUGCCUAUCAACCACACCAAAGACCUAUAAAUCCUGAAUAUGAUAGAGCAUGGCGGCCAGUGGAAUGGAGUCAGGAUAACGUCUGUCAGAUGUUGAGGUACAUAAAGAAAUUCCAGCCAGCUACUGCAGAAAGCCGCAAGGUUAACAUUCUGCUUCACGGCCCAAUCGGAGCGGGAAAAUCGAGCUUUAUCAACUCCAUCAACACCGCUAUCCAAGGAAAAAACACCGCCAGGGCACUGGUAGAUGCAUCAUCUGGUAAUAGUCAGAGCUACACUUUAACGUUUAACAAUUACCACAUGAAGAAAGCUGGGACUAGAUCUUACUAUCCAUUUGUCUUUACUGACAUCAUGGGUUUGGAACCAGAAAACACACAGGGAAUACAACCCAAAGAUAUAAAGAACAUAUUAAAGGGUCACGUGAAAGACGGCUACACUUUCAAUCCUGUAAAACCAAUUGGUAAAGAUGACCCGAGGUUCUACAGGUCUGACCCCGGUCUGAGAAACAGAGUGCACUGUCUGGUGAGUGCUCUACCAGCUGAUAAAAUCUCCCUCAUAAGUGAUGAGGUUAUACAAAAAAUGAGAGAUGUUCGGAAGACGGCACGUGACUUAGGAAUUCCUCAGGUCGUUGUCAUGUCGAUGGUUGAUAAAGCAUGCCCUCUGGUCAACCAGAACCUCAGUAAGAUCUACACUAGCAAAAGAAUUAAAGAGAAGAUGAAAGAGUGCAGUGACAGACUGGGAGUCCCGAUGAACUGCAUCUAUCCUGUGCAGAACUACCAUGAGCAGGUUGCCAACGAUAUGGACAUGGAUAUUCUCAUUCUAAUGGCAGUGACUGAUAUCAUUAAUUUUGCUAACAACUACGUUGAAGACCAGGUUUACAAAGCUAAUCAGGAUGAUGAAUAAAUUCCCCAUGUGUCCUGUUAACUGGCUAGUUUAUAAAAAUACAGUAUUAAUAGAGAUGCACUUUAAGAUGCACUAAAAAUGUUUCUAAGAUGUAAGUUAUUAAAACAAUGUUUAAUCUGUUUAUUUAAUUAAAUGGACUAUAUUUUGUGCAUGUGAUAUUUUUUUACUAGA
Clarias gariepinus (North African catfish) is the source of this 1231-nucleotide messenger RNA. Its product is annotated as interferon-induced protein 44-like. The coding region runs from base 116 to 1060 and encodes 314 amino acids. Lineage: Eukaryota; Metazoa; Chordata; Actinopteri; Siluriformes; Clariidae. The record is from RefSeq and is a predicted model, not a curated record. The transcript is spliced from 9 exons.